UAACGUAGGUUCUACCGAAUUAACAAGUUUUCUGAAGCUAUUUGAGAUUAGUUAAUACACUCACUUACCUCGUUUAUGAAAUUAAUAGGUGGUUAAGUAUUUAAUUUUAUUUUUUUUGACAUUAUAAUUGUUUUAGUAAUGUUACCUAUAUAAUACAGUUUAAUGAUUGUUGUAAUGAUUGUUCAAAUAUUUUGUAUGUAUGUCGAGUCAGUUUUUUUAUGUAACAACAUUGUUUCCGGCUCGAAAUGUUUACCGGGGUUUUACGCAUUACGAAUAUAUUUAUAUACGCAAUAUUUGAAGUAUUAAUAAGCUUCAUUGAUAUGAAUGUGGGAACAGCGGAAUGGUGCUGUUUGAUAACUAUUUCCCUUGUUACACCAUUGUUGCCUUAUCUGACUAAUUAGGAACAUAUUAACGCUUAUAAUGACCGUGAUAACCAAAUCACAUUUCCACUCUAGAAUAUGGGUGAAGAAUGUAGAAUAUAAAGCAUCACUUUAUAAUAUUUUAUUCGCGCAAUCUAUCUUUGAAUAAUAGAGACGCGCGUACACAGUGCCUAAGAGCAUUAUCCUUUGCUCUAUAUAAAAGAAGAAAUGUAUUAAUGCGCAUAUUCGGCGACAGCAAGCCUUCAAAGAUGUUUCAUUGUAUUAUUUUGAAUUAUUAAAAAUGAUAUAAGUGCAAUUAAUUCAACAUGGUGCUGUGGAACGCAUUUUUCAAUAUUGUGAUAAUCAUUAUUAUUGUGAGCCCAUCAAUUACUGGGAAUAAUACGGAAGAAUCCUUUGAUGUGGGCGAUCUAAGUAUUCUAUUGGACGAUAACCCAAGCGAGGAUUACAGCGUGAAGAAGACGAAAAAAUUGUUCCCAGGAGGUUGCAGCAGUCAACCAGAUCCACCUAUAAAUGGUAGAAUACGAUGCUCAACGAACAGUGGUUGCAUUGCAGCCUGUAAUCAAAAUUAUAAAUUUCCAAACGGCGUAACACAGCUGGCUGUAACUUGCAAGGACAAACAAUGGCACAUACUUGACACAGAGUGGAAUUCUGUACCUCACUGCGAACCAAUUUGCAUGCCAGAAUGCUUGAAUAGUGGAGUAUGCAUUGCACCCCAUCAGUGCAACUGUCCUGAAGAUUACAUUGGACCACAAUGCCAGUUUGAGAAUAAACCAUGCAUGGAGUAUCCCCCUCCAGUGUUUAAUUCUUACAAAUUAUGUAACUCAAAAUCGUGUACCAUAAACUGCAUGAAAAAUUUCACGUUUCCGGAUGGCACCUCCAUUACUAAUCUUAUCUGCAAAAAUGGGAAUUGGAUACCUACCAGACAAGAUUGGGUUUCUGUGCCUAAUUGCGAACCUGUAUGUAAUCCACCAUGUCAAAACGGAGGCAACUGUCUUCCGUCGAAUCUUUGUCAAUGUCCACAGGCGUACAGAGGACCUCAGUGUCAAUAUUCUGCUGACGCCUGCAAAGGAGAGAAGAUGGGAUUCAAUGGUGGUUUCUACUGUACCAGUGUUGGUGACAGUUCCUCAUGUACUCUGAAUUGCCCUGAAGGAGUAGAAUUCGAGUUUCCUCCUGCGACCGCAUACACGUGUUUCUAUGAAACCGGUGUCUUCGAACCACAGCCAAUACCUCAGUGCAAGUACAGUAAAAACAAGAAUGUGAUUUCUCUAGGUACCACGUAUAACUCUUACGUUCGGGAAACUAACCAUUCGUGGACGUACGAGGACGUCUUCAGCUCCAAUACGAAACCAUCUCCGUUAUAUAAAACCAGUUACGAUAUGAUGGGUCUUUACAACAAUUACAAUAUGACUUCGAACACGUUAGUAUUCAAUCCUUUGAAAGACAACGUGAUAUUCGUCGAGGAGAAUCGCCCGACCCCAAAAACCUGCUUCACUUGGGGCGGUAUACAUUACAAGACCUUCGACGACGAUGUCUUCAAUUUCGAUAGCGACUGUUCUUAUAUUCUGGUUCAAGAAGCACAGAACAGAAUCUUCACCGUAAUAGUGGAGAAUAGCCCAACUUGCAAGACCCAAGAUUGUUUCAGAAUCAUAAAGAUUUUUAUCCAAGAGAAGGAGUACAUUCUGUCGAGGAACGAAUACGGAGUCCCAGAGUUUCGAACUUCGAAGAAAUUGCUAUCUAUUCCGGCGCAACUUCCGGGUUUAAGGGUGGAGAUGUCCGCACAUUUUAUUAUCGUGACUUUGGAUUCUCUGGGCGUCCAGUUAAAGUGGGACGGUGCCCUCAUGCUGCAGAUCGAAGCUCUUGAAAAUAUGUGGAACAAAACAACUGGUCUCUGUGGUAAUAUGAACGGCGAAAAGGGCGACGAUCAAACGAGUAAAAAUGGGGAUCGUGCGAGAAACAUUGCGGCCUUUGCAUCUUCCUGGCGGACGGAAAACAUUGGAGAAAUGUGCGACGGAUAUCCAAAUGUUCAGCACUCUUGCGACUCCAGUCCAAUCGUUGCUGGAGACGCCAUCCAGUUUUGUACCAGGCUGCUUUCCGAUCAUAGAUUCCAGGCUUGUGCCAAUACAAUUAGCGUCUCCGAAAUGCAGACCGCGUGUAUGUGGGAUUAUUGUGCUUGUACGGACGAUGACAAGAGGAAAUGUGCUUGCGAAACGAUGAACGUUUACGUUAGACAAUGUGCUCAUAAGAAAGUCGUGUCCUUGUCCGGCUGGAGAAACAACGAUACUUGCCCCAUGCUUUGCAACAACGGACGAGUGUACAUGCCUUGCGGUCCAGAAGCAGAACCAUCCUGUUGGACAGGAAUAGAAGGAAAACUGAACGCCGAUCGUUGCGAAGAGGGUUGUUUCUGUCCAACAGGAACUGUGGCUCACGAAGGAAGAUGCAUAUAUCCCGACGAGUGUCCUUGUAGAUUGCGUGGAAAGCUGUUUCAACCUGGAAAAAGUGUGCAGAAAAACUGUAACACUUGCACAUGCUCUUCUGGGAAGUGGAUAUGCACGCAAGCUAAAUGCAGUGCUAGAUGCGCCGUCAUUGGAGACCCACAUUACAUCACUUUCGAUGGAAGACGUUACGAUUUCAUGGGGAAAUGUAAAUACUAUCUGAUGAAGGGAGACUAUUACAGUAUCGAGGGUGAAAAUGUUCCUUGUUCCGGUGCGAUAUCAGAGAACAUGGGACUUGUUCCAGCCGAUGCACCAUCUUGUACGAAAACUAUAACCAUCAAUUACAAGGGAACUUCCGUGAAACUAAAGCAAAAUCAUCAGGUGCUAAUCGACGGAAACGAUUUAACAAUGUUCCCUUCAUUGGUCAAUGAUAUCAGGAUACGUAUUGCCAGCAGUAUAUUUUUGGCUGUCCAUUUGCCAAGCGGUUUGGAAAUAUGGUGGGAUGGGAUCUCUCGCGUUUACAUCACAGCUCCUCCCGAAUUUCAUGGUCACACUAGAGGACUGUGCGGUACAUUCUCAGAGAAUCAGAAAGACGAUUUCAUUACGCCAGAAGGUGACAUCGAAAACACGGCUGUCUGUUUUGCUAAUAAGUGGAAGUCGGACGAGCACUGUGCCAACGUUCCAGAAAAGGAAUUGGAUCAUCCUUGCGACUUGGAUCCACAGAAACGAGCGACUGCCAAACAAUACUGUUCCUAUUUGUUCAGCGAAUUAUUUUCCGGCUGCCACUGGCACGUGGAUCCAGAUGUGUUUUAUAAAGAUUGCAUGUUCGACAUGUGCUCCUGCAAGGUUGAUGUUGGAUUAUGUCUCUGUCCUAUAUUGGCUGCUUAUGCGAAGGACUGCGCCGCUGCGGGAAUAAAACUCUUAUGGCGACAAGAUGUAAACGAGUGUAAGAUACAUUGUCCUGAAAAUCAAGUCUAUCAGAUUUGUGGAAAUAGUUGCACAAGAUCCUGUGGUGAUAUAUCCGCUUACCAGGACUGCAAACAAGAAUGCGUAGAGGGAUGCAACUGCCCGGAGGGUGAAACGUUGGACGUUCAUGGGGAGUGUGUUCUAAUUGGGCAGUGCCCUUGUACAUACGCAGGACUGGAGUUUCAGACUGGGCACCGGGAAGUCAGGCCUGGAAACAAAGCUCUUGAGCUUUGUACCUGUGCAGGUGGCGUUUGGAACUGUCGGGAAGCAACGUCAGACGAGAUUCGAGAGUAUCCAGCAGCCAAGGAUCUAUUAACAUCCUGCAUAGCCAGCCAACAUUUGGAGGUGACAGAUUGCGCACCAGCAGAGCCUCGAACUUGCCACAAUAUGCACAAGUCGGUUCGACAGCCAUCCGUUUGCAAAUCUGGCUGUGUCUGCAGGUCUGGCUACGUUUUGGAUGAACUGGGUGGUAAAUGUAUCGAAGAGGAAUCUUGCCCGUGUCAUCACGGAGGUCAGAGUUACAAGGAAAGCUCUGUCAUACAGAACGAGUGUAACACUUGCGAAUGCACGAACGGCACAUGGAAGUGUACGGAUACAAUAUGCGCGGGAGUUUGUUCCGCUUGGGGUGAUUCGCAUUACAAGACAUUUGACGGAAAGAUCUACGAUUUUCAAGGAAUGUGCGACUACGUUCUGGCUAAAGGUUCACUAGGAAAGGAAGAAUCUUACGACGUAUCGAUUCAGAAUGUACCAUGUGGAACAACCGGUGUAUCUUGCUCUAAAUCAAUUACCGUUACAAUUGGAGGCAAUGAUAAUUCUGAAACAGUUGCUCUAACGAGAGGAAAAGAGCUACCUUCGGGAGUCUUUAAGAGAAUUGCAAUGAGAACAGCUGGAUUGUUUGUAUUUGUUGACGUGCCAGACCUGGGGCUGACUGUUCAAUGGGACAGAGGUACCAGAGUCUACAUAAGAUUGGAUCCUAGGUGGAAGGGCCGUACAAAGGGUCUUUGCGGUGACUAUAACGACAAUAGCGAGGACGAUUUUAAAACACCUUCUGGCGGGAUAUCGGAGGCGUCUGCCAACUUGUUUGGAGACUCUUGGAAAAAGAACGAGUUUUGUCCCGAACCUAAAUCGGUUAAGGAUCCAUGCGAGCAACACCCGGAAAGAAAAUUGUGGGCUGUGCAGAAAUGUGGCAUAUUGAAAUCCUCCGUUUUCUACCCAUGCCACUCUGAAGUCGAAGUUGAAAGUUAUUUAUAUAAUUGCAUUUUUGACACUUGCGGCUGUGACACGGGAGGCGAUUGUGAGUGUCUUUGCACAGCUUUGGCAGCGUACGCACAAGAGUGUAAUGCAAAAGGUGUUCCCAUAACGUGGCGAACCCAGGAGCUUUGUCCCAUGCAGUGUAACGAAAAAUGUAGCACGUAUUCUCCUUGCGUUUCAACAUGUCCCCGUGAAACUUGCGAUAAUCUAAUGAUUUUGAAAGACCAAUCUCACCUAUGCUCUCAAGACACUUGCGUCGAGGGGUGUUCCGUUAAAACCUGCUCCAACGGAGAAGUUUACAGUAAUGACAGCUAUACAGAAUGCGUUCCCAGAGAAGUGUGCAAGAUACCCUGUAUUGAAAUCAAUGGGGUAACUUAUUAUGAAGGCGACAGUGUUAGCAAUGACGAUUGUCAGGCGUGUUUCUGUAGCCGUGGUAAAGUAUUAUGCAAAGGAGAACCUUGUACUACUGUUUUAAGUACUGUUCCAUUGGAAGAACCGCAAAAGUGUGUCGAUGGUUGGUCUGUCUGGUUAAACCAGGAUCCAGCGAUCAAGGGAAGGAAGAUUAAAGACCGUGAACCUCUACCCAGCCACUUAGAUUUGGCAAACAUACAAGGAUCCGCAGUGUGCGACAGAAGCCACAUGGUUGACAUAAGAUGUAGAUCCGUGAAACAUCAUUUAACGCCAAAAGAAACUGGUUUGGAUGUGGAGUGUAGUUUGGAGCGUGGUCUUUAUUGUCAGUCUCAGCCUAAACUUCCUUGCAUUGAUUUCGAAAUCAGUGUUCUGUGUCAAUGUUCAGCAACUACCACGGAAAAAAUUAACACAGUACCACCGAGUACCGUGAAACCAACGUAUGAAGAGUGCAGCGUGGAACAACCCAAUAAACCUCAUCCUACAGACUGCCACUUAUUUUAUCAAUGCGUACCCGGGGUUAACGAAAAUCAAUUCGUGGAAAAAUCGUGCGGACAAACUCUGUUAUACAACUCGCAGGCACAAGUUUGCGACUGGCCAGCCAAUGUUUUGUUCUUGAGACCGGAAUGUUUGCAAACGCAGACAACACCGACUAAGACCGAAUGGACAACUGAUAAUAAAACAAAACAUAACACUACGAUAUCAACAAUUUUAGAGAAAAAUAUCAUAACUACAAAAGCUUGCAAGGAGGGUGAAACAUGGAGUGACUGUGCCAUUGAUUGCAACAGAGUUUGUGAUUACUAUCGGUACACCUUGUCAAAGAAAGGAUAUUGCAACAAUGCAUUUACAUGCGUACCAGGUUGCAUUCCACUGGAGAGAUCAGAUUGCCCACCACACAAAUUCUGGAGAGAUGCUGUGACAUGCGUUGACGAGAGUGAUUGUUCUUGUAAAUCCUACGAAGGGGAACUCGUUAUUCCCAGUGCAGUUGUGAAAGAAUCAGAGUGCGAGAUCUGUCAGUGCAUCAAUAAUUAUUACACUUGCGAUGGAUCAUCAUGCACCAGUGAAAUUAAUCAGACAUCAACUAAGAAGUCAGCUACAUAUUUGCCCACUGAAACAACUACUUCCUCAACGACACCAAGUCUGAAGGAACACACAAUCGUCGUACCUAGCACUAUUAGUCCGCCAGCUCAUUGUGUUAGUAGUAAUUUCAUUCCUCUCAUUCAAUAUCUAAACGAUCAAGUCACUUUUGAUGCGAGUAGUAUCAAAGGUCCAAUGUACCGACCAGAAAAUUCAGUCUUAAAUGCCAAUAUUCCUGAAAACUCUGUUGGAUACUGGGAACCUGAGUACAGUAACGUCGAUCAAUGGCUCGAUAUAAAGUUCCAAAGACCUGAACCAAUUUAUGGCACCGUUCUACAAGGUAGCGGCCUGGAAGAGAAGUUUGUAACUAGCUAUAGAGUACUGUUUUCUGAGAACGGCGAUGCUUUCUCCUACGUAUUGGAUGAUAAGAAGCAACCACAAGUAUUUAGAGGACCCGUAGAUAACUUAAAGCCUGUGAUGCAAACGUUCUUUGAGCCGAUCGAAGCAAAGGUUGUCCGGAUAAACCCAUUAUCCUGGCACAACGGAAUAGCGAUAAAAGCAGAGUUACUUGGCUGCCACGAAUUUACAGUUCCUAGCAUUCCGGUAACACAGAGUGUUCCAACAAUAACAGCGUCAACCGAGAAAGUCCUAAAUCCAGUAUGCGACGAACCGAUGGGUCUGGACAAUGGUCUAAUCUUUGCCGAACAGCUGUCGACGUCGUCCUCUUCCACAGAUUUGUUGCCAAAUCUCAAACUAACGUCUCCAUACGCUUGGCAUCCUAAGCUAGAUAAUCCACACCAAUUUGUUAAGAUUGAUUUCUUGGAACCUCGUAAUUUAACAGGAAUUGCAACAAAGGGCGGCGAAGGUACCUGGACAACUGUUUACAAAGUCUUUUACAGUAACGACGAUCGUCACUGGAACCCGGUGAUCGAUAAUAAUGGCGUGGAAAAAGAGUACUUGGCUAAUUUUGAUUCUGAGACUAUAAUAAGGAACUACUUCGACAGGCCGUUGCAUGCAAGAUAUUUGAAGUUACAGCCAAUGAAAUGGCAUGAACAUAUAGGUCUCAAAAUAGAAGUGCUCGGUUGCUUCGUGCCAUACCCGUCUAUUACAACCAUUGUGAAAGUAGAAACUACAUCGACAACAACGCAACCGUUUAUCAAUAAAUGCAAUGUUUGUGACGGAGUAUCAAAUGAAAAUGAAAUUAGUUGCCAGUGUAAUGAACCUUAUUGGUGGAAUGGGAAUACUUGCGUUAUUCAGCAAGAAUGUCCCUGUGUAGUUGGGCAUAUUCUGUACAACGUGGGCACGACAUACAUGAGCGAAGACUGUCAGGAAUGCAUGUGUACUUUGGGUGGAACAUCUUUCUGUCAGCCAAAGAAAUGUGAUUCUUGUCAGGAGCCAGAAAUGCGACCGGUAGUGAAUGAACUAUGCAACUGCGUAUGCAAGCCUUGUCCUAUUGCAAUGCGUCUGUGUCCAACCAGUAACGUUUGUAUCGACGAGAAUCUGUGGUGCAAUGGCAUCCAAGACUGUCCGGACGACGAAAAGGAUUGUUCUAAAGUAAUUGCAACAACACCUCCCACUUUGGAAUUAAGCACUACUGAACGGCACGACAAAGUAACCGAAAUACAAACUACAGUUCCACCACAAGUGUGUCAGGAACCAAUCUGUCCACCUGGCUAUAGAACAAGUUCAAAAUCACGGUAUUAUAAAAAAUCUCAUUCAAAGGCAGGAGUGAAAUCUUUGUCCAGACAUUCCUGGAAAGCUAAAGGAUUGAGGAAAUCCAUGCAGUACUCGAAGCUUGUUGAAAGUCAAUCGCCACAAAAUGAGACAGAGUGUGAACAGUUCACCUGCGUACCCAAUAAACCACCGCCAAUUAUUGAUAAAGGCAAACUGCAAGCCUGCCCGGAAGCAUCUUGUCCCCUAGGUUACACUGUCGUUUACGAAAAAAUGAGCAUGUAUAAACUUCAAAAGUGUCCAAAGUAUACUUGCAAACCCCCACCACCCGAAGAAGCUGUUUGCAACGUAACUGGAAGAACAUUUAACACGUUUGACAAGCUAGAGUAUAAGUAUGAUAUUUGUAACCACAUAUUAGCCAGGGAUAUGUUUACCAACAAGUGGUACAUUACACUGGAGAAGCAGUGUGACUCACAUAAUCAGUGCAUUCAAGUUCUGGCAGUGAUGUUGGAUGACGAUGUGAUCGUCAUGUACCCUGACAUGCACGUGGAAGUGAAUUACUACAGAUAUGCGCCAAAUCAAGUGGCUCGACUCGGCAACAAAUUUCCUUCGUUUAAGAUAUCCUCCAUUGGCGAUAUAACGUACUUGAUAUCGUAUGACUAUGGGUUCUGGGUGAUUUGGGACUUGAAUUCCAACGUGAAGUUGGGGGUCUCCACGAAAUUGGCUCGUCAAAUAGACGGUCUUUGCGGCUAUUUCGAUGGAUAUUCGAUGAACGACAGACAGUUGCCCGAUGGAAAUCAGGCACGAACCACUGUAGAAUUUGGAAACAGCUGGGCAAUGGAGGGAGUGCCGGAAUGCGAUUCACAGGCUUGUCCCUACGAUCUACAAACGGAGAGCUGGAAGAUUUGUAACAUGGCGAAGGAUUCAUCAUUGGCAAUGUGCUCCAAUAUCGUGGACUUGGAUAGAUUCGUGUCCGGUUGUAUGGAGAGCACAUGCAAUUGUCUACGUAGUAAUCACACUUACAAUGAUUGUCGUUGUCGCUCGUUAACCAGCUUCGUUACGGAAUGUCAGGCUGGUGACUUGACCACAGAUCUGUCAACUUGGAGGAGCAUUCACGAUUGUCCCGUUACUUGUACUCCACCGUUUGUUCACAAAGAUUGCUUCAGAAACAAAUGCGAAACUAGCUGCGACAACUUGCAACAGAUAGAUCCCUGUCCAGUGAUGCAAGGGGUAUGUUUCUCUGGCUGUUUCUGUCCCGAAGGAACAGUACGCAAUGGCGACGAGUGCGUACCACCGAUGAAGUGCAAAGAUUGCACUUGCGAAUGGUUGAGCAAUUCAAAAGUCAUCAGUUUUGAUAGAAAAAAUAUUAAAUUUGACGGCAAUUGCACAUACGUUCUAUCGAAAGACGUUAUUGGAAACACAAACAGCCCUGAAGAUCAUACGUAUCAGGUGAUGGUCUCAAACGGAAUGUGUAACACGGAUUUGUGCGUAGAAACAGUCACAGUGCUCUAUAAAAGACACGUCGUUGAAAUUAAAAACGGGCCUACUCAGGAGUUCCAAGUGAUAAAGGAUGGUUUCAUGGUAGAAGAGUUUCCUGUCAAUACAACCUGGUUGGUUCUCGAACAAAACGUGGAAAAGCUACGUUUAUUGAUACCUUCCAUUCAAUUGGAAAUUACCAGCUAUCAACCGAACUUCGCAUUUACCCUCACCCUCCCUUCGCAUAUCUUUGGAGGAACAAUGGAAGGUCUUUGCGGCAAUUGUAACGAAGAUUCUGAGGAUGACUUGAAGAAACAGGAUGGGCAGAUUACGAAUGACAUGCAAGACUUUGGUACAAGCUGGUUAGUCACCGAAUCGCCACAGGGUACCAACUUAAACACGGACGCGUGUACGUCCAAUAAUCAAAGCAAAUGCAUCCUACCACCAGCCGAUCAAGACAUAUGCAGAAAUCUAUUGAAUACGAUCGAUUUUGGGCAAUGUCACGGUCUCGUUGAUCCAAUGCCAUACUUGAUUGCUUGCCAGGACAGUAUGUGCACCGGAGGUGGCUUCUGCGAUAGCUUCGAAGCGUACGUAAGAAAAUGUCAGCAGGUGGGAGUGUGUCUGAUUUGGAGAAGCAGCGAAAUGUGUCCUUACACUUGUCCACCUUUUAUGGAAUACCAGCCAUGCGGUUCUGCUUGCAAGGAAACUUGCGACACCCUUAACGAAAUCGACAAUGCCAAGUGCUCGAGGAACUUCGAAGAAGGUUGUUUCUGUCCACGCGACUUUGUUUUCCACAAUGACUCUUGCAUACCGAGAGGAAAGUGUCUCAUGUGCGAUAAGGAGGGCCACGUCGAAGGUGACACGUGGUUCCCAGACGUUUGCACUAAGUGCACUUGCGAUAACAAAAUCAUCAAUUGUCAGAAAACCGAAUGCCCGGCUGUGAACACCGUCUGCGAAGAAAACAUGACGCCAAUUGUCGUCAACGGAACGGAAGAAGACUGCUGUACAAAGUAUAUUUGCGUGCCAAACGCUGUAACGACCGCAGCUCCCUUCUGCACAGAAGAAGUACAAAUGCCAGAGUGUGGUUAUGGGCAAACUAUGACGGUGUCUACCGGCGUUGAUGGAUGCAAAAAGUUUAUCUGCGAGUGCUUAUUACCGUCCGAGUGCCCGGCGUUGAACGAAAUUGAUUUUGAAGUCGAGGUGCUAGAACCUGGUUUUGUACGAGUGACGAAUACGUCGGGAUGCUGUCCGAGGUCGAUGACCAUCUGCGAUCCACAAACUUGUCCUUCGGCGCCGACUUGUCCGGACUACUAUGAAUUAAAGACCAAUGUGACUGAUUGCUGCGCCGAUUAUAAAUGCGUCUCGCCGAAAGAUCGUUGUCUGUACAACAUUCGAGCAGACAACAAAAUAGAAACGCCGGAGCAGACGGUGGCAGUUCAAAUUGGAGAGCAGUGGAUGGACGACGUGUGUACUUCCUGUACUUGUGAACUCUAUAACGAUGGUCCGAGGCCAAAGUGCUCCACAAUGGAGUGUUUAAAAGCCAAGGAUCAUCCAGACGUAUUCGAUUUUGUUUUGGAAGAAGUUCUAAUGCCAACUGAAUGUUGUCCUCACUUUGAAAGAUCAGCUUGUAAAGAUGGGGAGAAAGUAUAUAAUGUAAGCGAGAUCUGGCAACCGAAUUCUGAAGACAGCUGCACUUUAAUGGAGUGCAUCAAAGAAGAGAACGGAGUUGAGAAGCGAACGAAGAUUCAAGAAUGUAACGUUGUCUGUAAUCUUGGAUUCGAGUAUCAGCCUCCUGAUAACAAGAGGAUUGAUUGUUGUGGACGAUGUGUUCCAACAGCUUGCGUCGUCGGUAACGAACUGAGAAACGUAGGAGAAGAAUGGCACUCCGCGGACUUCUGCACCAAGUACUCUUGCAUAUCCAGCAACGAAACCGUGCACGUCGAAUCGGUUGUGGAAAAAUGUCCGGAGAUAGAUUCUUUGGAAGAGGCUGCAUUUGUAAUUGAAAAACAAUACACUCCAGGCCAGUGUUGUCCGCAGUUCGUUAAAACUGGUUGCCGAUACUAUGACAAAGUGUACAAACCCGGAGAGAGUUGGAAGUCUAUGUCGGAUAAUUGCGUCACGGAAUUGUGCGUACUAGACUCGAAUGUAACAAAACACAAAGAAGUGGAAGUUUGCUCGAAGAAUUGCGCUCUUGGGUGGACGUACGAGGAACAAGAGGGCGAAUGUUGUGGAAAAUGUAGACAAACUUCCUGUGUGGCGGGAGACAUAUUGUACGAAGCGGGCGCAACUUGGUCGUCCGCUGAUAAUUGUACUUCUUACAUGUGUAUGGACCAACGCGAUCAACUGUCUGUCAGCAGUAGUUCGACGGUUUGUCCUGACAUAACAAACUGUCCGGAAGCGUCAAUUUAUACUCAAAACUGUUGCAAAAUGUGCAAUUUAACGUCGCACAAUUUGAAAGUUGAUCAGUGUGCCGCUGACGUACUCGAUCCGCAAUCUACCAUCGGUAUGUUUAGAGUGAAACAUCGAGUACACGGAUACUGCAAAAAUAUCGUACCUAUCGAAGGCAUUACGGAAUGUCGUGGAAAGUGCGAAUCUACUACAUAUUUUGACACAGACAAUUGGAGUCAAACAACUAAUUGUCAAUGUUGUCAACCUACGGAUCAUAGGGGUCUCAUCGUGGAAUUGAUGUGCGAAGACUACAAAAUGUUGAAAAAGAGAGUGAUCAUGCCAGUUUCUUGCUCGUGUUCGUCAUGUGACGCCAGUAAUUUCGGCUAUAAAGAAAGCAAAGGAGGAAUUAAAGGUUGAAGAACUAAAAGCGCACAAUGAAAUUACUGUAAACGUGUUGCAGAGAUAUAAGCAAUUGAUUAAAAUAAGUAUUUUAUAGCUUCGAUGUAGAUAACAAAAUACAAAAAUAUUAUUCGUUGAUUUUAUUGAAUGAUGCAUAUUAUAUAUACAUAUACAUAUACAUAUACAUAUACACGCACAUCUAUGCAUAUGUAUAUAUAUAUACAUUUUUUAACAAUUCAUAUAACGUCUUUCUCCAAAGGUAUACUAGAGUUUAUACUCUGAAUUCCGAAGCACACUAAGUACAAUAAAAAUUAUUCAGUCAUCCUUAACAAGACUUUAUUUUUUCUUUAAAUACGUAUAUGCACACACUAUCAAAUUUGUCGCUUUGUACUUCAAGAUUCAGAAACUUUUAUUCUUAGAAUUGUAGAUUACCAAAAAAUCUUGGAGCACGAAAACGAAUAGUUGCCUGGAUCAUAGAUCGAAAACAAUCGUCUAAUACGCAUUAAAAAAAAAAAACAAAAACAAAAAAAACCGAUAAGCUUGAACAACGAAGCGAGAAAGUAACUUCUUCCAUGUGCCAGGUGUAGCCGACAGAAGAUAAAUUAAAAUCACAGUUUCUUCCCCUACACGGAUAAAUUUCGUGUAUCGUUAUAAAUGAAAUCGAAAUAGAUCGUUGAUGAUAUAGUUAAAUUUAUCGUUUGCCAAUUCCUCGGUGCAAGGAGUUGUGUUAACGAUUCGACGUGAAUA
Molecule: messenger RNA, 13195 nt
Organism: Colletes gigas
Lineage: Eukaryota; Metazoa; Arthropoda; Insecta; Hymenoptera; Colletidae
Gene: Hml
Product: hemocytin
Exons: 36
Coding region: 686-12466 (3926 amino acids)
Cellular component (GO): extracellular region; extracellular matrix
Molecular function (GO): protein binding; chitin binding
Source: RefSeq, a predicted model, not a curated record